AUGGUGCUCGAAUUCAUUUCCGGUGGUGAAAUGUUUUCCCAUUUACGUCGAAUUGGACGUUUCUCCGAGCCACAUUCACGGUUUUAUGCGGCUCAGAUAGUGCUCGCGUUCGAGUACUUACACUCUCUCGAUUUAAUUUAUCGGGACCUGAAGCCAGAGAAUCUGCUGAUCGACAGUACGGGCUACCUGAAGAUCACUGAUUUCGGUUUUGCGAAGCGGGUCAAAGGUCGCACCUGGACGUUGUGUGGUACUCCUGAGUACUUAGCUCCAGAGAUCAUCCUUUCCAAGGGCUAUAAUAAAGCAGUAGAUUGGUGGGCUCUUGGAGUGCUGAUCUAUGAGAUGGCUGCCGGUUACCCGCCAUUCUUCGCCGAUCAACCUAUUCAGAUCUAUGAGAAAAUCGUUAGUGGCAAGGAGUUUCUGGAGAAGGCUCGAGAGGACUUCAAACAGCGAUGGGAGAAUCCAGCUCAGAACACCGCAACCCUCGAUGAUUUCGAUCGUAUCAAAACGCUGGGAACCGGCUCAUUCGGGAGGGUGAUGCUUGUGAAGCAUAAAUCAUCUGGCAACUAUUAUGCAAUGAAAAUUUUAGAUAAGCAAAAGGUUGUGAAACUGAAACAAGUGGAGCAUACGUUGAACGAGAAACGAAUUCUUCAAGCGAUCGAUUUUCCGUUUCUCGUCAACAUGCAGUACUCCUUUAAGGAUAACUCAAAUCUCUACAUGGUGCUCGAAUUCAUUUCCGGUGGUGAAAUGUUUUCCCAUUUACGUCGAAUUGGACGUUUCUCCGAGCCACAUUCACGGUUUUAUGCGGCUCAGAUAGUGCUCGCGUUCGAGUACUUACACUCUCUCGAUUUAAUUUAUCGGGACCUGAAGCCAGAGAAUCUGCUGAUCGACAGUACGGGCUACCUGAAGAUCACUGAUUUCGGUUUUUGGCGGACAAAGGCGGGUUUCAAGAGUCGCACCUGGACCGUUGUGUGUACUACGAGUACUAGGCUCCAGAAGAUGCAUCCUUGCCAAGGCUAUAAUAAAGCAGUAGAUUGGUGGGCUCUUGGAGUGCUGAUCUAUGAGAUGGCUGCCGGUUACCCGCCAUUCUUCGCCGAUCAACCUAUUCAGAUCUAUGAGAAAAUCGUUAGUGGCAAGGUGAGAAUUUCGCAGCUCUCUUUUAUUUAG
Messenger RNA from Ostertagia ostertagi, 1164 nucleotides. The record is from the annotation of a GenBank genome assembly. NCBI's taxonomy places the organism in Eukaryota, Metazoa, Nematoda, Chromadorea, Rhabditida, Trichostrongylidae.